CUUCCGUCGUCCGACCGCCUCUAGUCGGCUUCGGACCACGGGCUCCGUUCAGUUCCUGAGCGUGGAGCGGCCGGGAUGGCGGCGGGAUGGAGCGUCCCGUGGCUGUGCGCCCUCCUGCUGCUGCUCGCGGCCUGGCCAUUCUGACGUGUGCCAGGAUGUUUUUCCCGGACGAGGAGUGACGUUGAGCAUCGUUUCAUGCGUGUGCUGGCCCUCUGUGUGUCUCCGUUGGAGGAAUGUCUCCUCGAGUCUGCCCCCCCAUUUGCGUUUGUCUUUUUGUUACGGAGUUGUAGCUGUUCUGUCUUUCGGAUCACCCCCUUAUCGGACGCAUCGUGUGCAAGAAUGUCCCCCGUUCAAUAGAUUGCCGCUCAUUUCGUCGAUGGCUUCCUUCCCCGUGCAAAAGGAGAGGGCCUUUUAUUCCAGCGAACUUGGCCUUGCAUCACCACGUGUUGAGUGAAAAUCUAUGCAAAAACAUCCUGAGAUGAAAACAAAGAAUGGGACCCUGCACUUGGCCUGAGCCUGCCCACGUGCUUCACAUCCUAGGGUUCCAACCCGGGUUCCGGUGGACCUGGCGCUCGGCGUGGCCCCGUGUGACGUGACCGAGUACCAGCCGGAGGACAGCAACCUCUGCUGCCGGCUCUGCCCCGCUGGCCAGUACGUCUUCAGACCGUGCAGAGUGAACCAUACCGCUGGCGAGUGCCGCGUCUGUGAAUCGGGCACCUUCCUCGCCUUCCCUAAUGGCGAGCCUACUUGCCAGAGGUGCAUCCAGUGCCGGAAGGGAGAUCAGGAGGUGGUGGCCAAGUGCUCCCCCACCAGCGACCGGCAGUGUCAGUGCAAAAAGGGGAGCUUCUACUGCAACUCUGUGGACUGCGUGGAAAACUGCCUGCGGUGUAAAAGGUCCUGGGGGCACAGGCGUGGGCCCCUCCUGUCCUCCCAGUAGUACAGACCCCAGGCUCCCAGUGGUGGUGGAGACAGUCCAAACACACAGGCAGUGUCCUGGCGUUGUCCUGUCCCCUUGCAAUGCUACCAGCAACACGGUUUGUGCCACAGAAACUGACCGAGGCCGUCCAGAAAACAAACGUGGGUCUGAGUUCCUCGUGCCGUGGGUGACCGUUAGCGUCAUUCUUGCUGUCGCCGUCAUUGUCGGUAUUUGUUGGUAUAAAAAGAAAGGUGUGCGGGUCUCCUACCAGCCGAUCGUCAGAUUGUUGAAGGGAAGGUCGGAUGGCCCAGGCGGCUUUGCAGUUGACAUCCCCCCACCCCCGCCCCGGGUAGUGGCUUGGGAAGCACCUGUGCAGCAGGCUCCUGUGACCGAGAGAAACGACUUUGUCCUUCAGCCACUGAGAAGCAAUUCGCAGCUUGAGACGGUGCGACCCGAGGUGCCUGAGCGGGACAGGCCGGCCCCCGGCACAGAAACCCAGCCUGCGGAGGAGGAGAGCCUGGCCUUGAUGCCCAAGGCCAGGCCCCACCCGGGGCCCUCAGGGGAGCCCGAGGAAAGCCCUGAGCUGCAGGCCUUGGUGGUCGGAGGAAGCCCGGUGGUCCAGGAGCAGACGUUAGAAGCCUCUGCUCCUGCCGCUCCGGAGCCCCAGGACGGGACCCAGGCGUCCCCUUCGCUCAAGAGUCUAGAGGAGCGAUACAAAAAGGAAUAUUUUGUCAAGGAUAACUCCAGAGAAGCUACCACUAGCAUCCAUUAUGAGUUUGUAAAGAGCAGCGCGGGAAACGACUGGAAGAUGUUCAUGAGGUUAAUCGGUCUGGAUGAGACGGACAUUGACUCUUGCGAAUGCGAGAAUCCAGGCAAUUUAACGGAGCAGCGUCAUAAGAUGCUCUUGACGUGGAGAAAGAAGCUGGGAAAGGACGCUUCUGUUUUUAAACUCCUGGCUGCCCUCCAUAAACUGGGGCUUCAAAUGUAUCUGCAAAACAUUAUAAACAACUUAGUUGCCGAAGGUAUUUUAGGCAGGCAUGUGGGGACCUCCGACUAAAGUGAAGUUUUGGCAUUGGAUUAUGCCUUCAAGCAGGACUUCAAACGGACUGGAUGUGAUCUUCUUGCCCAGGUCUAUCCUAUUAGGAAUUGUUUGAGUCCCAGGUGAAGUUGUGUGCGUUCUCUGAACUGAUUUCUACAGAACAUUUCCAUCAGGGAGGUCAGUUUUACGUGCCAGUCGAGAGUGUUUCCCUGCAAGGGACCGGGAGCUUCAGAGACCGCCGGUGGGGACGUCCUGCGGGGACUGGGGAUUCCAGCAAGUUGUGGACUCUUGGCAGAAGGAUCCACUUACUGUGUCGGGUUGAUUCACAUUCCUCAGCCCUCUUCUGGGCGCUGAAGCCAGGAGGGUUUGACUAUUUUUCUGCCAUGGCCUGCACCGGGUCCAAGUCACUGCGAUGUCCCCAGGACCUAGAACGGGGUGCCAUUGUGACUGAGUGCUCUGUGAGUGUGAACAGCUCAGUGACCAGGAACCUGUACCCGGCAGCUGCAUGAGACCAUCUCAGGGCUUCAGCUGGAGGCCUAGACCCCGGCCUGCUUUUUAAAAAAAUUUUUAAGGGGUACCUGGGCGGCUCAGUCGGUUGAGCAUCCAACUUCGGCCGGCUCAGGUCACAAUCUCGCGGUUCGUGGGUUCGAGCCCCACGUCGGGCUCUGUGCUGA
Felis catus (domestic cat) is the source of this 2629-nucleotide messenger RNA. Its product is annotated as tumor necrosis factor receptor superfamily member 1A-like. Gene Ontology annotation, biological process: TRAIL-activated apoptotic signaling pathway; positive regulation of apoptotic process. Gene Ontology annotation, cellular component: plasma membrane; cell surface. Lineage: Eukaryota; Metazoa; Chordata; Mammalia; Carnivora; Felidae. Gene Ontology annotation, molecular function: protein binding. The coding region runs from base 735 to 1973 and encodes 412 amino acids. The transcript is spliced from 13 exons. The record is from RefSeq and is a predicted model, not a curated record.